UUUUCCAGGAGUGUCCCUAUAUAUAUACAUAUCCUUUCACUACACAUUCAUAAUUACACAAAAAAAAAUUGCUUUAUAGCUUCAUAAAUUUGCCUUUGCAUCACUAUCCUCUUAUCCUCUUCCUCAGUGAAAGAGAUGCGGACAGAGGUUUCAAACAACUUAACCUCCAAAGAUGAGCAGUCAAUAUUACAGCAUAUUGAAGAAGUUACAACUCAUGCCGAUCAAGUUCAGGGAAGAGUUCUUACUGAAAUUCUGUCUCGCAACGCCGAUGUCGAGUACCUUAAGCGACAUGGCCUUAAUGGAUGUACGGAUAGGAAGACCUUCAAGAACACCAUUCCCCUUGUCUCUUAUGAAGAUUUAAAACCAUACAUUGAUCGAAUUGCAAAUGGUGAUGCUUCUCCUAUACUAUGCUCCCAACCCAUUUCCGAAUUCUUUAUCAGUUCGGGAACAUCGGGUGGAGAGAGCAAAUUAAUACCAACAACAGAAGAAGAGCAAAAGAGAAGAUCACUUCUUUACUUCCUUUUAAUGCCUGUAAUCAACCAAUUUGUUCCAGGCUUAGACAAAGGCAAAGGCAUGUACUUUUUAUUUGUAAAAUCUGAGUCAAUAACUCCUGGAGGCUUACUUGCACGUCCUGCUCUUACAAGUUUCUGCAAAAGUCCUCACUUUAAAAACCGCCCUUACACUGAUUACACUAGCCCCAUUGAAACAAUUCUUUGCUCUGACUCUUACCAAAGCAUGUACUCUCAGCUUCUUUGUGGACUCUGUUUAAGCAAACAAGUCCUUCGAGUUGGUUCUGUUUUUGCAUCUGCCUUCAUUCGUGCUAUCAAAUUCCUUCAAACCCAUUGGCCCCUUUUGGUUAAUGAUAUCAGAACGGGAACUAUAAAUAACUCUAAAAUCACUGACCCAUUGGUGAGAGAAUCUGUGAUGAACAUUCUCAAACCUGACCCAUUGCUUGCUGAUUUCAUUGAAUUUGAGUGUGUAAAGGAAAGUUGGGGAGGUAUAAUAAUUAGGUUGUGGCCAAAUACAAAGUAUGUUGAUGUUAUUGUGACAGGUACUAUGUCACAAUACAUCCCAACUUUAGAUUACUAUACUAAUUCCCUCCCUAUUGUUUCUUCUAUGUAUGCUUCUUCAGAGUGCAACUCUGGUAUUAAUCUAAACCCUUUGUGUAACCCAAAUCAAGUCUCUUAUACCCUCAUCCCAUCCAUGGCAUAUUUUGAAUUCUUACCUACUACUGCUCAUGGAUUUUCCAACUCAUCACAACUAUUGGUUGAUCUUGUGGAUGUCCAACUAGGAAAAGAAUAUGAGCUCGUUGUCACAACGUAUGCAGGACUUUAUCGGUAUCGAAUGGGCGACAUUCUUCGAGUAUCGGGAUUCAAGAACAACGCCCCACAAUUCAACUUCGUAUGCAGGAAAAAUAUCAUUCUUAGCAUUGAUAUGGACAAAGUAGAGGAAGUUGAGCUUCAGAAUGCAGUAAUGGAAGGUUCUAAAAACCUAAUACCAUAUGGCGGUUUUGUCCAUGAGUAUACAAGCUACCCUGAUAUUCAUACAAUUCCAGGCCACUAUGUGAUAUAUUGGGAAAUCAGCCUAAAGGAAACCACCACUAUUCCUCCUUCGGUGUUUGAACAAUGUUGCCUAACAAUGGAAGAAUCUCUCAACGUCAUGUAUCGUGAAGGAAGAGUCUCAGUUAAAUCAAUUGGUCCUUUGGAGAUAAAGAUUGUUGAGAAUGGAACUUUUGACAAACUCAUGGAUUAUGCAAUCAAUCAUGGGUCUUCCAUAAACCAAUACAAGACCCCUCGCUGUGUGACAAAAGCGCCAAUUCUCGAGCUUUUGAACUCGUGCGUCGUGUCCAAUCAUUUCAGCCCAAAAUGUCCCAAAUGGAUUCCUGGUCCAAAAGAAUGGUCUACUGAAAAUUAAGUUAAAAGACGCAUUUGAAAGGACUUUUAAGCACUUGAAAAAGUGAAAGCGUGCAUAUAGGCACUAUUAUUAGUAAGAAAGUAAUGUACUGUGUGUCUGAAAGGAAAAUUAAUGAAUAAGAUUGUGCGUUUUUCUUCUUUCU
Benincasa hispida (wax gourd) is the source of this 2056-nucleotide messenger RNA. Its product is annotated as indole-3-acetic acid-amido synthetase GH3.6-like. The record is from RefSeq and is a predicted model, not a curated record. Gene Ontology annotation, cellular component: cytoplasm. NCBI's taxonomy places the organism in Eukaryota, Viridiplantae, Streptophyta, Magnoliopsida, Cucurbitales, Cucurbitaceae. Gene Ontology annotation, molecular function: indole-3-acetic acid amido synthetase activity.